CUCCACUCCACUGCCAGCGCGACACCUCUGUAUCUGUACCUACCUAUCCAUGGCAAAACGACCUAACUAAACCCCCUCAACGACGACAAACACAGAUCAAAAUAGAUGUUGUCGUUCAUCAGAUUGAGCCGAUCGUCUCUGCGACGCACAGUCGCAGGCGCCGGUGGUUUCUACUUCCGCCGUCGGCAUAUACCUCCCGCUCUGAUUACGGUCACCAGAAGUGGAGUCCGAAUACACCCUUUUGCCCAGCUCCUCCGCCACAAUUGCGACGGCCCAACCUUCGAUGGUGAUAGAAAUGGCGGAGGAGAGUACGAUAACAUUAGGGCUGAAGUGAAUUGCCCUCGUUGCUCCAAUAAAAUGACUGUCAUCUUUUCGAACCGGCCACUGUCGAUUACGGGUCGAGAGAUGGGAGUUUUCCAGGCGGUUAACCUCUGCCCCAAUUGCAAGACCGCCUUCUACUUCAGACCCUUAAAGCUUGAGCCUUUACAGGGAAGCUUUAUUGAGAUUGGUAGAAUUAAGGGUGCAAAUGCCGUCUCAGUCUCGGUUUCAGCUUCUGAUAGGGAUUCGGCUAAAGACGGCGAUAGGUUUCGGAGAGGUGUCUGUGCUACUGAAACUGCGUCGUGUGAGGAGGAGAAUGACAAUCGGUGUGGGUUGGGGAAGGAUUUGAGUUUGCCCACUCCUAAAGAGAUUUGCAAGGCCCUUGAUGAAUUUGUUAUUGGCCAAGAGAAAGCCAAAAAGGUGCUUUCUGUGGCUGUUUACAAUCAUUACAAGAGAUUACAUCAUGCCUCUGAGCUGAAAAGGUUGAAGGUACAAUCUGGUAGCUGUAAAGGUGAAAAUGAUGACAAUGAUUCUGUUGAAUUGGAGAAGAGCAACAUAUUAUUGAUGGGUCCCACCGGUUCAGGGAAGACCUUACUUGCAAAAACUCUGGCUCGUGUUGUGAAUGUUCCUUUUGCUAUUGCUGAUUCAACGACAUUAACACAGGCUGGUUAUGUUGGGGAAGAUGUUGAAUCGAUAUUGUAUAAACUACUCGUGGAAGCUGAAUUUAAUGUGGAAGCAGCCGAGAAAGGAAUUGUCUACAUUGAUGAAGUUGAUAAGAUAACUAAAAAGGUCGAGAGCUUAAGCAUUGGCAGGGAUGUAUCGGGAGAGGGUGUUCAACAGGCAUUGCUUAAAAUGUUGGAAGGAACUGUUGUGAGUGUUCCCGAUAAAGGAUCUCGGAAGCAUCUUCGUGGUGAUACUAUUCAGAUUGAUACGAGGAAUAUCCUAUUCAUAUGCGGUGGAGCAUUUGUCAAUUUGGAGAAGACUAUUUCAGAAAGAAGGCAAGAUUCUUCCAUUGGCUUUGGAGCUCCUGUUCGGACAAACAUGCAGAGUAGUACAAUGACUCAUUCUUUGGUGACAUCAUCAUUGUUGGAAUCUGUAGAGAGUGGGGAUCUUAUUGCCUAUGGCUUGAUACCUGAAUUUAUGGGACGACUACCAAUAUUGGUGUGCUUGUCAGCAUUAAAUGAGGACCAGCUUGUACAGAUCCUCACAGAACCAAAAAAUGCCCUUGGCAAACAGUACAAGAAGAUGUUCAGCAUGAACAGUGUAAAGCUGCAUUUUACUGAGAGUGCUUUGAGGUUGAUCGCAAAGAAAGCAAUGGCGAAGAACACCGGUGCUCGAGGUUUAAGAUCCAUACUAGAAAAUAUUCUUAUGGAGGCAAUGUUUGAGGUUCCAGACACUGAGAACCACAUUGAUGCUGUCGAUACUGUUUUGGUUGAUGAAGAAGCAGUUGGAUCAGUUCAUUCUCCAUGCAAAGGGGCAAAAAUUGUCCGCCGUGAUAGUGCAUUUGAGCAAAAUCUUCACAAAACAAAGUCGAAAGAGCCUACGGUAGAAUGGCUGGUAGGUGAGGGUGAACAACUACAAAGAGAAUCAGAGAUUGAGUCAAGAGCUAUGAGCUUGUAACUUUUUUUUUUUAAAGGACUAUGAAUUUGUCAGUUGAAUAGUAUGUGUAUAAGUAAUUUAUACAGAGACUUUGUUAAUUUGUAAAUGGUAUACUGUCUUUAUGAGUUCAUGGAUCACAUACUAUUUAGAUCAAGGGAAAUAUGUUAAACAAAUACUCGACUCAAAGUCGACUCAUUUUAUAAGGAAAAUUUACCGAUUGGACCGUA
Humulus lupulus (European hop) is the source of this 2144-nucleotide messenger RNA. RefSeq names its product CLP protease regulatory subunit CLPX2, mitochondrial. Gene Ontology annotation, molecular function: ATP hydrolysis activity; ATP binding; ATP-dependent protein folding chaperone. The record is from RefSeq and is a predicted model, not a curated record. The transcript has 15 exons. Gene Ontology annotation, cellular component: mitochondrial matrix. Gene Ontology annotation, biological process: protein folding; protein catabolic process; proteolysis. Lineage: Eukaryota; Viridiplantae; Streptophyta; Magnoliopsida; Rosales; Cannabaceae. Bases 106 to 1938 code for a protein of 610 amino acids.